GUAAUAAUAGCAUCAACGGAAGAGUUUGAAAUAUCAAAACAUCUUCAAGUCCAAUUAGAAAAAGCAAUAAAAGACGCGAAUAGGUCACCAGAACACGAAAAAGUCAAAAACUAUCGCCAAAAGAUUAAUAAAUAUUUUAAACACUUUGAAGAAUUUGACAAAAAAGCUUCGAAAUUCGAAGAUUUUGAUUAUAUCAAUUCAGCAUAUGAAAUUCUUUUCUGUCUAGCUAAUUUAAAAAGCGCUUGCUCAAAUGAAAUGAAAUUGUCAAUUGGAGAAAUUGAGAAGUAUUUGCCUGACUGGAUUAAUUGCUGUACUAAAAUUACUGCCAAAUUUAAAUUUUACGAAGACUUUAGUAGUAAUUUUAUUAUUGAAAAUAAUAUAAAGAACAACCUUUUGUUUUUCGGGAUUCAAGAAGAAUUGUUGACUGAAAUCAAUGGAAUUAAAACAAACUUACGUGAAAAGUCUGGCAAAUUGAACAAAUCUUUUUUCAAUAAAAGCCGUAAAUAUGAUGAGGAAAUAUAUUCAAACUUCCUUCUUAUUAUUGGAUUAAAAUCUAUAUAUGAUUUGGUUACUGAAUUAGAAGAUGCAAGAAUUAGAUUCAAGCUUUUAGAUCCAAUAUUUAAAAAAAUAAUAGAUUUUUGGAAAGAGCUUACUCAUGAACUGGAAUCAAGUAAAGAAUUAGUGAAAAUUUUUAAAGAAAGUGAAUCUUAUGUGAAAGAAUAUACUUUUCGUUGUAUUAUAGAAAUUUCUUCAAAAAUAGUUUGUUUAGGCUGCCAUUUUUUUAAAAAUUUGAGGGUAAAAAAGAUUGAAAAUAACUAA
Messenger RNA from Dentiscutata erythropus, 819 nucleotides. The record is from the annotation of a GenBank genome assembly. NCBI's taxonomy places the organism in Eukaryota, Fungi, Glomeromycota, Glomeromycetes, Diversisporales, Gigasporaceae.